GCCCCCAAAAUAAGUAGGAAUGGGCAGCGGCUGCUCACAGUCAACACACCUUUUCCAUUUGCUAACAAGGCCUUGGCAGUCUGGGAGGGAGUUGUGUCUGCUUGCCUCUGGAGAAAAGCCACUGAGACGAGACACAGACAUCAUGGAAGUGCUGCAAAGGACGCUUCUUUUUCUUCUUCUGUCCAGUGUUUGCAGUGGUGAAGACAGCAAAGAUGUUCAAAAUACGGGGACCUCUACAUCGUCAUCACCAAAUCAUGAAUUAAGAUUUACAACAGCAACAAGUGUAACACCACCACCUAAUCUUCACAAAUCGACACUUGGCACAUCUCCUCCAGGAACAAUCAACAAUGAAUCAUCAAAAACAUCUCUGAUGUCAACAGUUUCUUCAAUUACGACGGUUACAGUUGAAGGAACCACAAGCAAUGGCAUCACAAAGAACGAGUCUGUCACUGCAAAUGACACAAUGACUAAUCUUCCAACUGUCAAUGCUAUCUCAACUGUACAAAGUCCCCAACCCAAGGUUGAGAAUGUGAGUUCAAGCACAACAGCAGAAAUAAUAGUUAACACUCCACACCCAGCUGGAUCAGUUACUGAAUCCGAGACAUCACCUUCAUUGUCAUCGGUAAUGACAACUCCAGACAUCAUCUUUUCAUCUCCAGGUACUGAGGAUGGAAAGAAUAUGAGUGCUUCAUUAGCCAAAACCUCCUAUUCCAGUGUGAUUUUGCCAGUGGUUAUUGCUCUGAUUGUAGUGACACUUUCAGUAUUUGUACUGGUGGGUUUAUAUCGAAUGUGCUGGAAGACAGACCCAGGAACACAGGACAAUGGGAAUGAUCAACCUCAGUCUGAUAAAGAGAGUGUGAAACUUCUCACAGUUAAGACAAUUUCUCAUGAGUCUGGUGAGCACUCUGCGCAAGGAAAAACCAAGAACUGACAGCCUGAUGUAUCCUUCCUACAGCUAGGCAAUAAAUAUG
This is a messenger RNA of Ochotona curzoniae (black-lipped pika), 971 nucleotides long. RefSeq names its product endomucin (gene EMCN). The transcript is spliced from 11 exons. Bases 20 to 931 code for a protein of 303 amino acids. The record is from RefSeq and is a predicted model, not a curated record. NCBI's taxonomy places the organism in Eukaryota, Metazoa, Chordata, Mammalia, Lagomorpha, Ochotonidae.